Messenger RNA from Acanthopagrus latus (yellowfin seabream), 7383 nucleotides. RefSeq names its product potassium voltage-gated channel subfamily D member 3-like. Gene Ontology annotation, molecular function: protein binding; A-type (transient outward) potassium channel activity. Gene Ontology annotation, biological process: protein homooligomerization; potassium ion export across plasma membrane. Gene Ontology annotation, cellular component: voltage-gated potassium channel complex; membrane; neuronal cell body. The record is from RefSeq and is a predicted model, not a curated record. The transcript is spliced from 8 exons. NCBI's taxonomy places the organism in Eukaryota, Metazoa, Chordata, Actinopteri, Spariformes, Sparidae. Bases 2571 to 4595 code for a protein of 674 amino acids.
CAUCGACCCCCGCACUGCAGAGCGAGCCUGUUACAUUAAGCAAGUGUUGUGCUGGACUGAAUCCAAACUCCAUCCACAGAAAAACAGUUGAACAGGUCGACAGCUUCAAGUACCUAAUCAGCUCUGACCGACACGCCAUCGCUGUCCAUUAACAGAUCCAGCGCGGACUCCGUGUUGUGAGGAAAGUCUUGACACUUUUUCCUGUUGUUUCUCCACAAAAGCAUAAUCCUGUGGCACCGCUCACCCUGCCUCUUCGUCAUGGUGACGGUCAUUAUCCUCCAUGCAGCUCACCUCUCAGACAUGCACAUCGGAGUCAUCGCAUGCAGAGCACCAAUCAGAGCAAAUGACACUGAUCACCCACUCAAUCCACACUUUACACUACCCCCGACUGGCCUUAGGUACAUGAGUCUAAACUGGAGUGGCCACUUUUUCCCUUCUGUCAUUGCAACCCUGAAAGAUGUCUCGCGGAAUUCUGCAUAGACAAUAGGUUUUUUUUGUAUAUGCACAGCAUGUGACGUGUGUGUUGUUAACGGCAUAACACAGUGUUCAGGCAUACAAAGAUUACAUUCCUGAAACCUGUGUUCCACUGUCGUUUUGCCUUUUUUGAAUGGAAACAGAACCGAUCUAGUUAAUUUUGGUAUAUCAGUGCCCAUAUUCAUCAACUCUAAUUUGACAAGGAACCUUGCCAAGAAUGCUGAAAUUACAACUGGUUUGCAUCAUUAGCAUGACAUUACAAGUCGUUUGUGGAUGUCAGCCACAGCUGUCGGGGUCAGUCUGUAAAUUAUUGAGGGUGUAUCGUGUUUUCAGUACUUACUGCAGCAGGACAACCGACACUACAAUUACAACUGCUUCAUACUGCAGGAGCAGAAUUGCAGCACAGAGUAACAAGAGUCAAAUUGUGAAGGCACUUUAAGAUGGAGUAAUCACAGCCUGACAUGAGCUUGCUCGACAACUGAAAAUGGUUGCAUGGAAUUAAAUCUACUGUGAGGGCAGUUACAUGGAGCCCCAGCAUCGCCAGAGAGCUGCGGGUUCGCAGGCAAACAUGAAAGUGAGUAAUUUGUUGCUCAGUGCUUUGCUGUGAAGGUGCUAGCUGCUGCUAAUUUGCUGGUGGAGUUACAGGCAUGAAGGCUGGGACCACAGUUCGACACUGUGUUUCAUCAACCCACUGGAUAUUUUAAGGAGAUGGUUUCUGACCAUGGUUGUAGCAACAACAACUGUACAGUUUUGGCAGGAAGUCUUCCCACUACGCUUGUGGCAACAAAGCCGGAUGUUUUUAACCAGACCUUGGGACACCUCCAGCUGUGUUUGCGGUGACAAAAGCAGUUAACUGAAGCUAAAGUAAACAUGAUCUUUUUCAGCACUGUGUUUUGACAACAACAUAUGUUAGAUAUUUGAACAUAAAGAUAUUUAAAUGAAAGUCAGUUUGCAGAAACAUAUAUUUCCAGCGUUUAUUCUGCCGUUUGGGUUGCUAAACCAAAAAUAGUCCUAAAAAUAACCUUUUUUUGGGUGAAAAUGUGAGGUUGUCUUACAACCAAUGUAUUUUUUUAUUCUGAAUAUUUCAGUAUACUAACCUUGUAAGAAAAUGUACAUGUUGCACAUAGAAGAAUGGGGGGAUAAUAUGGGGGCCAGCAGCAUUUUUUUUUUCACCCCAGGCCCCUCAAGAAGCUUAACAUGAUCAUGUUAAAACCAAUCUAGAAACUGCAUACAUACAUUCAUUUUGGUAUUUGGGUCUCUUAACCUUUUUAAAUAAGGUAAUUUUGUAGGGAUCAUUAUGGUUAUAUUAAAACCAUAUUGUGUUUUGUUAGCAUACACGUUAGGACAUUCAUUCAUCAGCCUUCUGGUACUUAACUCAUUAUAAUAUCCAAGUAGUCAUCGGAGCGGACUUCACUGUACUAUGAGUAUAUGCCUCCCUUCCACUACCAUAAAGUGGUAUUGCGCUUUUUGGCUUAAGAGAGCAACACAGCAGCACAGUAUUGACUGUAGUCACAGUGUCAGGGUGGGUCUGUCACAUAUGAUGGUGAUGCGAGGCAGAGGGAAGGAGGGCUGAUGACAGAGCUGGCACGGUGAGAGAGACACGCAUUGUACUUUGCGCUGGAGAAAAAGAAGGCGCGCUGCGCCUCUCCAUCACAUUCCACUUUCCAAACACCGACGAGGGGAAAGAGAAGGGAGCCAGGAUGUAAAAAGAAAAAAAAACUGUCAAGAGAACGUCUACAACAGACCAGCUUCUUCUUCUUCUUUCUUUCUUUCUUUCUUCUUCUUGAGUCUCUGUGUGGUUCCACAGACGAGCUCCAUACCGCUCCACCAGCCGCGUGCUGUGCGCUCUGCUCGGUGCGGGAGUCCGUCGACCGACCACGGGGAGGAGGAAGAGGAGAGGUGCCGCUCGCUGCUUCCUCCCGCUUGAUGGAUCCGAGCCCUGCUGGUCUCACUUGUGUGUGAGGACUCCGUCUCUGCAGAAAAGUCCUCUCCUGUUUUUGGAAGAGUUGGGAUUGUGUCCCCUCCUCCAGUUUUAUCGAUGCCAUUAAGGCGACUCUGAAGGUGAGGAGGACUGAUUUAAAGACUGCAUCUUCACAAUGGCUUCAGGAGUAGCAGCAUGGCUCCCUUUUGCCCGGGCAGCAGCCAUUGGCUGGAUGCCUGUCGCCAACUGCCCCAUGCCCAUUGCACCAAGAGACAACAGCAAGAGACAGGACGAGCUGAUCAUCCUCAAUGUCAGUGGCCGUCGUUUUCAGACCUGGAGGACCACUCUGGAUCGCUACCCUGACACCCUGCUGGGCAGCUCCGAAAAAGACUUCUUUUACAACGAGGAAAGCAAGGAGUACUUCUUUGACCGGGACCCUGACGCCUUCAGGAGCAUCCUCAACUUCUACCGAACGGGGAAGCUCCACUACCCCCGCCACGAGUGCAUCUCCGCCUACGACGAGGAGUUGACCUUCUUCGGCAUCAUCCCCGAGAUCAUCGGCGACUGCUGCUACGAAGAGUACAAGGACAGAAAGAGGGAGAACUUGGAGCGGCUGCAGGAUGACCAGGAGGAGAACAAGGACCAGAAAAUGCCCAACAUGAACUUCAGGGAGACCAUGUGGCGGGCCUUCGAGAACCCCCACACCUCCACCAUGGCCCUGGUCUUCUACUACGUCACAGGAUUCUUCAUUGCCAUCUCAGUCAUCACCAAUGUGGUGGAGACGGUGCCCUGCGGAUCCACCGCCAACCAGAAAGACAUGCCGUGCGGUGAACGCUACACAGUGGCAUUCUUCUGCAUGGACACCGCCUGCGUCAUGAUAUUCACAGUGGAGUACCUGUUGCGCCUGUUCGCCGCGCCCAGCCGCUACCGUUUCAUGCGCUCAGUGAUGAGCAUCAUCGACGUGGUGGCCAUCUUGCCGUACUACAUCGGCCUGGUGAUGACCAACAACGAGGACGUGAGUGGCGCCUUCGUGACGCUGCGCGUGUUUCGAGUGUUUCGCAUCUUCAAGUUCUCCCGCCACUCGCAGGGCCUGCGGAUCCUGGGUUAUACACUCAAGAGCUGCGCCUCAGAGCUGGGCUUCCUCCUCUUUUCGCUCACCAUGGCCAUCAUCAUCUUCGCCACGGUCAUGUUCUACGCCGAGAAGGGCUCCAGCUCCAGCAAGUUCACCAGCAUCCCAGCUUCCUUCUGGUACACUAUUGUCACCAUGACAACGCUGGGGUACGGAGACAUGGUGCCAAAGACGAUUGCCGGAAAGAUCUUCGGUUCCAUCUGCUCCCUGAGCGGCGUGCUGGUGAUCGCCCUGCCCGUCCCCGUCAUCGUCUCCAACUUUAGUCGCAUCUACCACCAGAACCAGAGAGCGGACAAACGCCGCGCUCAAAAGAAAGCCAGACUGGCAAGGAUAAGAAUAUCCAAGUCGAGCAGCGCCAACGCCUUCAUCCAGAGCAAACGCAACGGACUGCUCAACGAGCUGCUGGAGCUGACGGCCAAAGAAGAGGACGAGCAGAAGCUGGCCAAGUCCAUCUCUCUGUUAGAGAGCCAACACCACCACCUACUGCAGUGUCUGGAGAAAACCACAUCUCUCCCUCUGGACUCAAACCAUCAUCCCGUUUUUUCCUCUCUCCAGGCUCAUGAGUUUGUGGACGAGCAGGUGUACGAGCAGAACUGUUUAGAAAGAGCGCUCCAGACCUACGCGUCGCGCAGCCCCUCCAUAUCCAGCCACGACAGCUCCGAGGGGACCUGCUGUGGCCGCAGGGGAAAGAGGAACACUCCCCUGCCCAACGCCAGCCUGCCCUCCUCCCACCAGGGCCCCCUGCAGGAGCUCAGCGCCAUCCACAUACAGUGUGGCGAGCCGCCAUCGCACGCGGCCAGGAAGUGUUGCCACCUCGAGGGGACAGUGAGAGAUCGUUCCAACCUCAACCUGAAAACCGAUAACAGCGGCAGGAUCAACUGCAAAGGCGGCCGGAUCACCACAGCGAUCAUCAGCCUCCCAACGCCCCCGGCUCUGACCCCCGAUGGCGACGGCCUCCACGGGCCCCCGCAGAGGAGGCCGCCGCCUCCCCCGAGUCACCCGCCGACUCCGAGCAUCCAGACCACGGCGAGCUCAGCUUGCACCAACAUCGUCAAAGUCUCUGCUCUGUGACUCUCUGGCUGACGGAUGUGACUCAGCCCAGCAGGGGGAAAGAAAGGAGGAAGAAGAGGAAGAAGAUAAGGAAGAGGAAGAGGAAGGAGUAGGUGAAGCAGGCGACACUACCUUUAUGGACGCACCGUGUCCCAGUCCCACAGGGUCAACAGGAAGAGCGCUGUUCUCCAGAGGAGUCACAGAUGGUGAGGAGAUGCAACUGAGGUAGAGGACUGUAGAUAUGUGAACCGAGAAUCACGCGCUCGUCAUGUCGUGUACGUACUGUAGAUACGGACAGAAUCGCUGCAUUUCUAAUAGUUUCUAACAGCAGUACAGGUGUUUUUACAGCAAGUGUACUGUGAAAAAAAAGAUUGAGAGACUUUGUGCAAUUAGCAUAUCAGUACAUCAGCAGCAGACGCUGUCAACAUACCACAAAUUCACAGUAAGUUUAAAGUGAGUUCACAGUGAAAAGGAUAUUUUGUUGACUUGUGUUUGAAGAAAGAAGAAAACAUGUUGACUGUGUGUACUUGAACCUGAUUGUUCCCGUUUGUGUUAUGUGUUGUUUGUCUUAAGUAUUUCGAGAAGAAGAAAAAAAAAUAACUGUAAACAGUUUUAGUUUUCUUUACAGCAUCGUUUGAACCUGAUGACACCCGAUGCUGGCAAUAUUGUGUCACUGGAAAGUGAGUUUAACGUGUGUGAGAGUGAAAACAGUGUUUUUGGUUUUUAUUUUCAUCUGCUCAUUGUGUUAAAGACCAAACUGUGCUUUUUAGUUGCUCUAUGUUUAAUUUCUGACUGGAGGUUGACCGAACACCGUCAUCAUGUCGCUAAAGGUCAUCAUGAGGUGACACAAAGCAGUAAUUCAUCAAAAAAAAACAAGAGCUGGCCUCGCUGUGGCACUCGCACCCUGGACCCCGGAUCUGUUCCUGCUGAAGACAAUGAUUUUUUUUUAAAAGGCGUAUUCAAAAUGUUGAGUCAUUUCCUCAAACACCUGGGCACUGCAGUUUCUAGGAAAAUAGUGCAUUUUUGUUUGGGACUAUUUUUUUUUUCUGUGGAUGAAUACACAUUUAGGAAUAAGCUAUAUCAAGUUCAUGCCAGUAGUAUGGAUUUGUCUUUUUGUGGGGUUUGUUGAUAGAAUUAUAGAAUAUUUCCAAUCUUUUCCCUCAGAAGGGCUCUGUCGAACAACUGUGUUGCGGUCGAAAGCAAGUCGUUAAGUGUAUGUUAGCGGACUCCAUUUAUAAACUAACGUUAGCUACUGUUGCUCUCUGUUAGCAAAGCGGAGAGGCACUUUGAGAAAAUCCGACCCGACGCCUUCUCAAAGAAAUCCACAGUCCAGCAGCAACAAAUGUUUCGCAUCACAUUACAGUCUGCUCAUAUAUAGGCCAAUAAAAAGGUGAUUAAUACAUGUAAACUGCUACACAUGGUGCCAUAGAGCCCCUUUUAAACAUUUAAAUACACAGUGUUUAUUUUUUCUAUAUGAGGAUGUGAUCCUGUUCAUGUAAAUGUGAUCAGUGAUUUUUGUCAUGUUGAAUAAAUAAAAAGCUGAUGCUGCCUCCACUCUCUGAGUGUUGUAGGCUGGGAAGGAAAAGAAUACGAGUGGGCAUUUUAGCCCACCGUCACAUCAAAACAACCACAGAGAAUGUUUUAGAAAUGGGGACAAUUCAUGUUCAAUCCAGCUUUUUCAAACAGAAAAAAGCUGCGUUAAAACCUGAUUAUUUGUGGUUUUCUAGAGGAGAGAAAGAGGAUGAAAUAUGCAACUAACCUCUCUUUGUUUUCGUUUUUUUUUCCUUCGAAACAAAGCAGAACACAAAUGUCCGUAUCGGUUGCCUUCAGUUGUACCAUUUUGUGUCUUGAGUUACCGUCAAUGAAAAGAAGAUUUUUUUUCCCCCCACAGCCAACUACAGGUGGAAUUGUAAGUCAAAGAAAGUUUUCCCUUUGAGAAGAUUACAAAGUGAAAAUACAAACACAAUCUCAAGGUUCUCUGACUACCUCCCCCAGAGUUUUCAACCACAUCACAGGUCUCUCAUCAGUGGGUCGGAUGUCGCUCAGCUUCAGAGGUGCCGAAAGUAGAAUUACUGAUUUAACAUCUUUACUCAAGUAAAAGUAAGAAAAUACGGGGAAAUGUACUUGAAGUAUGAAGGUCAGAAGUGUCCCACCCAACUCCCAACUACUUAAGUGCAAGCCUCUCAUCAUUUUGAUAGAAUUCAAAGAGGAAGUGUCCUGGCUCUCAGAAUUUGCUCCUAUGGCGGCAGCUGCAAUGUUGCCUGGUUCAGUUUUAUGCAUGUCGCUGCCUCUGUCACUACACACCGUCUUGUUAUGUUCUUAAACAUAUAGAUAUAACAUAAUUGAUAAUUCCCCUCAGAUACACUAAAACGACAGUGAUGUCCCUGUGUGGAAAAUGUAAGUAGAAAGAAAGUACUGAUAUUUGUGUUAAAAUGUAAAUGUUAGAAGUAAAAAAUCAAGUACUGCUACCUGAAAAUUCUACUUGAGUACAGUAACAAAGUACUUGUACUUCUCACCUCUGCUCAGCUGUCAUGGAGAUGCCUCUGCUGACAUGCAUUAAAUUUGGUUUAAGUUAAAGUCAACGUGGAGACGAAGUCCUAAAACAGACGUCAACAGAUUUAAUCUCACCAGACAGCUCAGCUGAUGAAGACCAUGUGAAGUGGUUGAAAGCUUUAGAGAAAGGCACCGGACCAAGUGGACCUUAAAAUGUGAUUAUUCUGCGGAACUGUUUCCAAGUUUCAAUAAAAGAACUUUGAAUUUCAUGAAUAUCCAAAAAAAAAAAAAAAAAAAAGCUGCCCCAUUAUUAAAA